This is a messenger RNA of Salarias fasciatus (jewelled blenny), 1469 nucleotides long. It is a transcript of the gene metrnla, whose product is annotated as meteorin like, glial cell differentiation regulator a. The record is from RefSeq and is a predicted model, not a curated record. Gene Ontology annotation, biological process: positive regulation of brown fat cell differentiation; energy homeostasis. Gene Ontology annotation, molecular function: hormone activity. NCBI's taxonomy places the organism in Eukaryota, Metazoa, Chordata, Actinopteri, Blenniiformes, Blenniidae. The transcript is spliced from 4 exons. Bases 214 to 1080 code for a protein of 288 amino acids.
GAGCGCCGCUGUCAGGACCGAGCGCCGCGCGAGGACUUUGGAAGGAGGUGGAGGGGGGAAAAAAAGUUAUUUAUUAAUCUGAAAAAACCUCUCGAGAGUAAAAGAAGAAUCGGCGGGGAGCGGCGCGAGCUCAUGGAAACGCCAUGUAGCCGGAGGGACGGCGGCGGACUCGAACGCGGUUUCUCUGGAGAGGAGAAGUGAGGCGAGAUAAACAUGCUCACCCCGACGCUGCUGCUGGCCUCGCUGCUGCCGCUGCUGCUCCUCUGCCGGACCUCUCUGUGCCAGUACUCCAGCGACCAGUGCAGCUGGAAGGGCAGCGGCCUGACCCAUGAAGGCCACACCCGUGACGUGGAGCAGGUGUACCUGCGCUGCUCGCAGGGCUCCCUGGAGUGGCUGUAUCCCACCGGCGCCAUCAUCGUCAACCUCCGACCCAACACGGUCUCUCCGGCCGCCGCCCGCCUCUCCGUCUGCAUCAAGCCCUCGCCGGACUCCAGCGGCACCAACGUCUACCUGGACCGCAACGGCCGGCUGCGCCUGCUGCUGCGCGAGCAGGACCAGGCUCAGGGGCGGGUGCACUGCUUCAGCAUCCAGGAGGGGGCGCUCUUCAUCGAGGCCGUCCCGCGCUCGGACAUCAGCCGGCGGAUUACGGCCUUCCAGUACGAGCUGGUCAACAAUAAGUUCGGAGCAGAGGCGCUCUCACCUGCUGCGCCCUGCCAGCCCUGCAGCGACGCCGACAUGCUCCUCGCAGUUUGCACCAAUGACUUCGUGGCGCGGGGCAGCAUCACCAAGGUGGAGCAGCGAGAGGAGCACUCGUCGGUCACCGUGGCGAUCAGCCGCCUCCACAGGCAGAAGACCCAGGUGUUCGUGUCGGGCGGAGUGAGGGCCCGGAGCUGGACGGGCCACAUCAAGAUGCCCGCUCAGUGCGGGGCGAGGGCCGGCGAGGGGGAGUUCCUCUUCACCGGCUCGGUGAGGUUCGGCGAGGCCUGGAUGGGCUGCGCGCCGCGCUACAAAGACUUCCUGCGGCUGUACCGCGAAGCGGAGCGGCGGGGGACGAACCCCUGCCACAUGGACACGGACUGAGCGGCUCGCCGCCCCGCGCUUAGAAGGAAAACCACGUCCUCCCUGAGUCGGGAGCAGAGCUGGACCGCGAGCGGAGAACAGACUGGCUCGGGUUCAAAGCCUCGGAGACGCAGGAUGGAGCUCCUGGAUAUUUCCCAGCAGCACACGGAGUCGGGACGCGGCGCGGCGUGUGUCCGAACCGCCUUCCUCCCACACGAGGAGCUGCAAGGUUUCAAAUGUAGCAGACGCCAUGUUCCUUUUUUUUUAUUUGUAUAAAAUGUGAAUGAAUAUUUGUACAGAAGCCGUGUGUUGUAAAGGAAAAACAAAAACAAAGAAAAACUUGAUGUACAGUUUUGAAUUUCUUACGAGCGAAGUGUAUAAAGUGAAAGGUUCUUAUUUUGUUUAAAAAA